ACUACGCACGAUAGAAUGCGUCUCAUCCACAAACUGCUAGAAAUCUUAGUUUGGAUUAUAGACAUCUGAUUCAUCAAGGCCUACCACUUUUCUUUGCCACAUUGGAAAGUAUCAUUCGCCAACUGUUAAGUUUCACUGAGCAACUCACAGUGUCCCUUGUGCCCGGUUCGUCUCAGACUGUCUUCUCCGAAGGUACAGCCGGCACUGUGUUAUUGUAUUUUCACAUCAAAACAGGUUUAGGGAUCUUAAUAAUCAAACGUGUGAGGGUCGGGAGUUUAUUGACUCUUUCACCAGUUCCUUCCAUUCGCUAGCUGAAGGGACGAGGUUACAUGUACCUGGACGACGAAGUUUGCCAACUAUAAAAGAUUCACUGAGCCACCCCACAAGAUGGCGAUGGUGCGACCACCAAAUCGUCACCCGAGUGACAGUGAGGCGGCCAUGGAGGAUGUGAGCUUUGAGCAACAGGAGCAUGGGGAAAGUGGUGGCCAUCUUAGAAUAGAGGGCACCGAAGAGGAGGAUAAACCAUCGUGCCUUUGCAAAUAUCUGCCAAAAUGGUUUGGGGAAGAAUUCAGAGAAACGUUUCGCAUGGCGUGGCCUAUGAUUCUGAUAGCGGUUUUCCAGUACCUCUUGAUGCCAAUAACACUGCUCUUCUGUGGACAUCUUAACACCACAGAUUUAGGAGCCGUUGCCUUAGCAAACACAAUAAUAAAUGUGAUGGGCAUAGGCGUUGGGAAUGGUUUGACCACGGCGUGUGAUACCCUCUUCUCACAGACCUAUGGCGGAGCAAAUCUGAAGCAAUAUGGAGUUUGGUUGCAGCGAAGUUUGUUAAUCAUGUCGCUGGCAUGCAUUCCCUGCUGGUGUAUCCAUCUGAACACUGAAACACUGUUAGUGCUGCUGGGUCAAAACAGAGAGCAGGCCGCGAUAGCUGGGAGGUACAUGGUCAUAUUUGUACCAGGUUUACUGGCUAAUUUUAUCUACCAAACGUUGGCGAAGUAUCUUCAAAACCAAAAUAUAGUGCUACCACUGAUUAUAGUAGGCAUAUGUGGGAAUCUUAUGAAUGCCUUGAUGCAUUAUAUCCUCCUAUUCGUAGUGGAGAUGGGAACAGAUGGUUCUGCCAUUGCCCAGGUCCUGGGCCACAGCACCUUCACUAUAGGCACUAUCCUUUAUAUUCUCGUAUCCAAAAAGUAUGAGGAAACCUGGGGUGGUUGGACGCUUGAUGCGUUCAAGCAAUGGGGCAUCUUCAUCAGGUAUGCUCUACCGGGGAUGUUCAUGCUUAUGCUGGAUUUCAUGUGUUUUGAGAUUGGUACCUUCACGGCGGGCUUAUUGAGCCAAGAAGACUUAGCAGCACAAGCCGUUAUUCUGCAGUUAGGCACCAUGGCAUAUCAGAUUCCUUGUGGAGCUGGCUAUACCUGCAGCAUUCGUGUUGGCCAACACCUUGGCGCCAAUAACCCAACAGCAGCCAAGCGGUCUGCCCUCGUGGCGAUGGCUGUCGCAUGUAUGGUGGCUGUUAUCACCGUCAUAUUAUUCACCAGCACGAGCACGGUUCUUCCCUUGGCUUUCUCUGAAGAUCCUGCAGUCGUAGCCAUUGCAUCGCAGUUGAUGCCAAUUCUCGCAGUUUUUGAAUUCUGUGACGCCAUAUCGGCUGUUAGUGGCGGCGCUCUAAGGGGUUGCGGUAAACAGGUGAUCGGCGCCCUGGGAAUCUUCGGGGGCUUCUACGGGGUCGGCAUCCCCAUUGCUAUGGUGCUGAUGUUCUUGACAGACCUUAGAACUGCAGGGUUUUGGUGGGGCAUGUGUAUCGGUGUGACUGCAGCAGCCACCAUUCUAUUUUUGGCCGCCAUUGUUUGUAACAACUGGCCGCGGGAGGCGAGAUUGGCAAUGCGAAGAGCGGGCAUUAAGAGAAAGCGUCGAGAAAGCCAAUACAGAUCCAAUUCCGUUUCGGGUUUCGAAAAUGACCUGCUGGCAGACGAAACAACUGACCUUCUCGAGCACAAAAAAUCAAGAAGCCCCAGCAUCUACUCAUGGGGAAGUACGUAUUCUGUUGGCAGUGAUAUCGACGAGGAAACACAAACACAAGGGAAUAAAUAUAUCUUCAACCGGAUCAUCGCCAUCUUGGUUCUUCUUGUGUUGCUCUCUGUUGCGGCCUACCUACAUAUUGAAUUAGUUAUGCCCUGGCCAGCGUCUGCGAUUUGCUUUUCGAGAAACAAUACAAAUAUGACAAUAUUUUCUAAUCAUUCAACCAUUCUCGUAAACAACAUCACUUAUCCAAUUUGUUGAAGAAUGUGCAAUGAACCAUCUUCAUAAUGAUGGUCAUUGAGACAGCAUGCGGCAACGAAAUGUGUAGACCGAAAUUUUUUAAUCGUUUCACUCUUUAUCGAAAUAAAUUACAAAAAUGUAUGUCGUUUAAAAUAAAACUGUGUCCACCAA
Messenger RNA from Lineus longissimus, 2424 nucleotides. Its product is annotated as multidrug and toxin extrusion protein 1-like. Gene Ontology annotation, cellular component: membrane. The transcript has 16 exons. Gene Ontology annotation, molecular function: antiporter activity; xenobiotic transmembrane transporter activity. The record is from RefSeq and is a predicted model, not a curated record. The coding region runs from base 388 to 2274 and encodes 628 amino acids. Gene Ontology annotation, biological process: xenobiotic detoxification by transmembrane export across the plasma membrane. NCBI's taxonomy places the organism in Eukaryota, Metazoa, Nemertea, Pilidiophora, Heteronemertea, Lineidae.